AUGGUAGUCAUUCAGUGUGUCAUGUUGGUAGAAUCUGAACUAGUAAGUAUUGAAGAAGCUCUUAAGAAGAAAGUGUGGAUGGAGGACAUGAAAGAAGAACUCGAGGCUAUAGAAAGAAACAAGACUUCGGAGUUGACUGAGCUUCCAAAUAACAAGAAAUCCAUUAGUUUGAGACGGGUUUACAAGUUGAAACUGAAGGCAGAUGGAUCAGUUGACAAACACAAAACAAGGUUAGUAGUUAGAGGAUUUCUACACAACUCUGGAUUAGAUUACUUAAAGGUGUUUGCUCAUGUAGCUAGACAUGAAACAAUCAGAUUGGUGAUUGAUGUAGCUGCUAAUAGAAAUUAG
Messenger RNA from Lathyrus oleraceus (garden pea), 348 nucleotides. RefSeq lists its product as uncharacterized. The record is from RefSeq and is a predicted model, not a curated record. Lineage: Eukaryota; Viridiplantae; Streptophyta; Magnoliopsida; Fabales; Fabaceae. The transcript has a single exon. Bases 1 to 348 code for a protein of 115 amino acids.